AUCUCUUCACUUAUUAAUCGCUUGGUGUUGAGUGGUUAAGUGCAUGUGCAAAAUAAAAAUGUUCGGUUCCAUAAAUUCCAAGAAAUACUUCGACAGAUUUAUACCCGAUAGAAUAAAUACUGACAUAGAUUUAAUGAGAAGCAGUGACGCCGCUGGGUUGCUAAAUAGUCCAGAUGUUCAAAGAACACUUUACCUCCGUUAGAAGCCAAAGUUUUAAACUUUUUCGCCCGAAAAAAAAAAUCAUUGAAUAGUGUUUCCACUCAGUGGAAUGAAACGUGGCCAGUGAAACUACGCAGAAAACCAGUCAUCGUCCACCUGAAAUGAUCCUAGAUACGCCACAAUUUGACUCACAUCUAUGUCAUCAUUUUGCCGACUGGAGUAGCCAAAAUUGGCUAGCUACAAUUUUUGAAAACGAAGUGCACAUGUGGUAUCCAGAUACAGGCUGUCGUAGAGCGACAACUAACACAGGACAAGGAGUUCAACAUUGCGUUAAAUGGGCACCCGAUGGCAGCAAAUUUGCUGUUGGUUUAUUUCCUAAUAGGAUCGGUAUUUGGUGUAUCUUCAGGAAUAAAGCUUUGUCAUGGCACCAUGGAAAGAGCUCAUUGCUUGCUUGUGGAUGUACUGAUGAAGCUUCAGCAGUUCUUCUGUAAGUGCGGAUAAGAAUUUAUGUAUAUGGAAUUUUUUUGGUAAUCCUAGCAUAGAAAUAAAGCAAACACAAGACAACUCCAGACCCUCAAAUUUGCUUUAUCUUUGCAUUAGAUAGACAUUUCAAUCUGUUCCUUUUAGUGUUGAAGGUUUUUAUAUUUUGUUAUCUGUUUACAUUUUUUAACAUUUGUCGAAA
Molecule: messenger RNA, 841 nt
Organism: Zophobas morio
Lineage: Eukaryota; Metazoa; Arthropoda; Insecta; Coleoptera; Tenebrionidae
Exons: 6
Coding region: 321-650 (109 amino acids)
Molecular function (GO): protein binding
Source: RefSeq, a predicted model, not a curated record